UUUCUUGGAAAGGUCAGAAAGUGAGAUGGCAGGAAUGGCGUCACAAGUCGGACGCCAUGACCCUCUCUCGGCUCGCCUGUUCCGAUAAAAGCGCGAGAAAGUGGCGUAAAAAGUACUCCCCUUAGUCUCCCCUCGACAUAGGUAUCGAUUUUACGAGUUAAUCGUCCGGGAACGAAGUAUUUUUAGUUUGUUAAUAAUCUAGUUGUAUCACCAGACUCAUUUCAUGUGCUUGAUUUUAAUUGGGUUUGAAAUAAAAGUUUUAAUAAAUGGACGAGAGCGAAGGAAGUGGAAUCUUUUAAAUUAUAUGGAAAUAAAAUCGGAUUAUAGUAAGUCUGAUUUUAUUGUUCAAAGGUGAUAUAUUUUAUGGUUAUGUUUUCCAUAGAUUAAUAUAGAGUCUGUUGAAAAGACUAGAUCUCUAUAUUUUGAUUAUAUCAAUACUUUGCCUAAUAAACCUGGGCUAGACAUACGAUGCGUGACAUGUCGCGGUGCGCUCAGCCCUUCCUCUCAAAUACCGAAUAACAAAAGUACCCUCUCCAAACACUCUACACCUACAAGCUAAAAAGCAUCUCCUAGGAAAAAAGAUUGAGAUAAGAAGAGGCGAGCAAGAAGUAGAAGUCCUCCUUUUUGCAUAGCAAUUGCCUUGACGACGCAACAUCAGUAUACUUUAGACCCGCUUAUGAUGCGGUGGCGAGCCAGCCGUGUUUAGUAAGCGCUCUGCGUGUGCACUGGCAACUCAGACAGGAUAGGCCGGCGUAACGGACGGGGAGGGGUGAAUGGCCGCAUCAUGGCCAUCUAUUCGCUCGCCUCGCAUGGCAGCUCGUGAAAUCAUUCCAGACCAUCGUCGUCACCGGAACGGUACUUGCCGAUGUCCGCUACUUGUAUCGCAUCAACGUUUUCGUCUGAUUUGCAUGAUGACGCUGCCAGCCUGCACGAAUUGUUGCUUUUCGCUCCUCUUCAAUUGUUGAUCGAGUAUAAAGAUCUAGUUAGGAACCGUCGCGUAAAGGAAGACCACCUCUAGCCAUGUUAGCCGCCACAUGUGAUCGAGUCGCGGAGGGGAGUCCAGAGAGUUUCCCUGAUCCACCCAAGGCCAAAGGUUUCCACCCCUUCAAAAGGACGACACCAACCAUGUCUGGACUGACUGCAGAGCACGCGGCAUCAAGGUUCGCCCAUAUGGCGGCACCCGGAAGCAUGCUAGGCGCAUCCUUACCGUAUCCGUUGGCACCAAGCAGCUCACUUACCUCACCGUUUUCUGGAGAACUCUUCUUUUCACGGAAGACAGAACCUCGAAUCCCAAUCGCGACCGAGACAGCAAAGUCGAACACGUCACCGUAUGGACACAAAACCGGGUUCAGCUCGGAGACAGAGCACUUGGCAGGUAUCCUGCCCCCGCAUCUCUGUGGACAUUCUGCUUAUGAAUCGUGGCUGAAAGCAGCAACUUCAGCGUCUAUGUUAUCGCGGGAGAACGGUGUUCAUGGCUUCAGUCCUGCGUUCUGGAGUUUACCGGGUGCCCAGGCCAGUUUGCUGGACCUUCAUAGCAGUGCAGGCACUCUGCCUUCACAUUUUGGCAAGAUGCCAACUUGUAGCAGCGCAUCAGACUGCAGCGCAUUGGCUCUGAGCCAUUCAGUUUUACCCUACCCACCCCUUACGACCACAAAUCCACAUCUCUUUAGCCCAUCACAACUGUUUCCUCCAAGUAGCUACAACUCAUUCUUACCUCCAGGUUACGAUAUCAUGAGCCUCACGGAGAUGCGAUCCUCUUUCUUUGGACCAGCCGGACUCGGGCUUUCACUGUCCAGAGCAGGCCGUCGUUACAGCGGCAGGGCAACCUGCGAUUGCCCAAACUGUCAAGAAAACGAGCGGUUAGCCGCAGCCGGCCAACCGCUACGAAAGAAAAAUGUUCACAGUUGUCACAUUCCGGGUUGCGGUAAGAUCUACGGAAAGACAUCGCAUCUUAAGGCGCAUCUUCGGUGGCAUACGGGUGAACGUCCCUUCGUCUGCAACUGGCUCUUCUGCGGUAAGCGAUUCACUCGGUCCGAUGAGCUCCAACGUCAUCUUCGCACGCAUACAGGAGAGAAGCGGUUCUCGUGCCCGACAUGCAACAAACGCUUCAUGAGAAGCGAUCACCUGAGCAAGCACGUCAAAACGCAUCAGAACAAUAAUAACAACAGCGGCAACGACAACGGUGGUAACGCCGACAGUAAAGCAGCAGGAGAAACCGGAAAGAUGUCACCGAUUAAGAAGUUAGCGAGCGUUGGCAGCAGUGAAGCUGAAUCGAGUCCUAGCGGUACAGAGGGGUCACCGUCACCGGUGUCUACCGGACCCGGACCUAUCAGCAUGUCCGUACCGCAAUCAGCUGCCCUGAAGGUAGCAUCACCAUAGCAACAUGUAAUGUUUCGAACUUUUCAUCCUAACAAGCCCAAAAUGACACUGCAGCUUAGAUACUCAGAGUAUUAAAGAGAAAUAAUAAUCAAUUACUUCGCAGUCUUGAAGCAAGUAGGAUACACAUGCCAUUAAUACAUCCCAGUUAUAGACUUCUCAGCAUACGUUAAGUUUGUAACAAAUAUAUAUAUAUAUAUAUAUAUAUAUAUAUAUAUAUAUAUAAAGAGGGAUCAUUGUGUGUUCUUGUUUCCGAAGAUGAUUCUAAAAGAAAUAUCUUUAGAUUUUGAUAUUUUAAUUUCUUCACAUUAUUCUACGUGUGAUACACACACAUCCACACCCACACGCGUCGCCCACUUCCACUUAUUUAAUUAAUAUAUUCUUUUGUUUGAACCUGAUCGUUGGCAAAUUUAUGGAAGGAAGCAAACAAUCUCUCUCUCUCUCUCUGUUAGCAUAUUUACCAUAAUGGCUAUUGUUCAUCACACAUCUAAGCCUGUUAUGUCACAUUUUAUUUCAUAAUUGCUUCUUGCUUCUUCUUCCAUUUUUGGAGGGGGUAUUCCUCUUUAUAUAAAUAUAUAUCUUUUAUUCUGAAAUAUUAUUAUUUAAUUCUAUUUUAUAGCAAAUAUUCAAUGGAGUUUCUGGUCACUACUACUCAAAAAUAUCAACAACUCCAUGACUUGACCCGAGGGUCUCUAAUCUUUGCACUCGCACAAUCAAACACGGUCACCAUGGUAACUAAUUUUGAGUACUCUGGUGGACAUUCAUGUUCACCAGAUGUAAUUUCAAAAACUUCUUUUACAGUAGAGAUUUUUGUCGUUAAUAUUUAAUGUUCAUCAAAUUUCGUUAUGCAGUUGUUAAGUCUUCUUUUGUAAUUCGUUUUACAAGAGCAGGAGUCUCUUCCCUAAAUUUGGACGCACUGUUUUCAAAAUGACCAUAUGUUUCGAACAAGAAUAUAGGCUACUUCACUUCGAAAGUCUAGUCUGUCGCUGUUUCACAUGCAACAGUUUACAUAAGAUUUCUCUGCAUUGAUGUAUACGUACAAAAACUUGUUUUGAUUGAAAUGUUUGAACAGAGAAAAAAAAUUAACCACUUUGUAACUUCGUAUGUUUUAAAAGAAGUGAAAUAGUUGUUCUGAUAUCCCAUGUAUUAAAUGAAAAUGUAAAAGGGAUUCCUUUUUAACCUUAAAGAGUCACAUCCUUUUAUGUUGAGAAAAGGACAAACAGGAAGUUAGAAGGAUUGAAUAUUGACGGUAUGAAAUCGUGGCUUUCGAUUUUAAGAAAGCAUCCUACUCUAUUAUUAGUUCGAGAGAGA
Messenger RNA from Strongylocentrotus purpuratus (purple sea urchin), 3687 nucleotides. RefSeq names its product transcription factor Sp9. Gene Ontology annotation, biological process: regulation of transcription by RNA polymerase II. The transcript is spliced from 2 exons. NCBI's taxonomy places the organism in Eukaryota, Metazoa, Echinodermata, Echinoidea, Camarodonta, Strongylocentrotidae. Bases 1021 to 2379 code for a protein of 452 amino acids. Gene Ontology annotation, molecular function: RNA polymerase II cis-regulatory region sequence-specific DNA binding; DNA-binding transcription factor activity, RNA polymerase II-specific. The record is from RefSeq and is a predicted model, not a curated record.